ACCCCGUUCGGAAUCCUGGAAUCGCUGCAUAAAAGUAACAAUUUCUUCUGGUCUUUUAACUAUCGUGCGAGUUAGGGACAAGUUCAAGUCUUUAGCAACUUCCUCCGUCGAUCCUGUUUGAAAAAUAGAUCGGAAAAGUUGCUAAAUUUCCCGUCGUAAAAAAUGGUACCAGAAAAGGAAACUCCUCCGAGUUCAGCUGUGGCCGAUGGGGGGGAUUCCGCGGAAAAUCGCAGCGAUAGCAGAGAGCAGAGCGAACCACCCGCACCCGGUGGGGAGAAAUCCGAAUUCGAUCGGAUGGCCGAGUACGAGUGGCAAGACAUAACGACGGAAUUCUUUGAUAGCGUUAAAGGGCUCGAGCUGGGAGAACUGGUGCACGAUUCGAUGUUCGGGUUGCUCGAGGCAAUGUCCGCUAUAGAAAUGAUGGACCCGAAGAUGGACGCGGGAAUGUGCUGCAAUCGUGAAGCGACUCCACUUACCUUCGACACCGCUGUUGAGACGGGUGUGAUGAAGCUGGGCAACAUUGAACCAAAGGAAGCGAUCGGCCUCAUCGAUGCCGUCUACUCUUGUACCGUCUCGUGGCUCGAAGGCCAUUCGAUGGUACAGACGGUCCUGACCUGCCUCUAUCUGCACAAACCGCACCGAAUCGAGUGUAAAACGAUCAAAGCGUUUGCGAUUGCGAUAGAAAAGAUUAUAAAUCUCAUACGGAACAUAACACUUAGGGCUCACGUGUUCGAGGAGGAAGACUUUCAGCUCAGCUCCUACGAUUACAACAUGAGCGCCGAUGUAUCAGAGGCGAAGGCCCUCAGCAUGCUGAAAGCGGCAGAGGAAGAUCUUAUCAAAAAGGCCAAAGAGGCGGAGGAAGAACGGGAAAAGGAAGAGCUGCAUGCACUGUUGGCUCGCAUUCGCUUUACCAGACUGUUCCUGCAAAGCAUGAUCUCACUCUAUCCGGUCAAGAACUCUUCAAUGUGGCAAGGACAUGGUGGUGCUUGGCAUGAAAUUACACUGCAAAGUGUAGCCCCGACAAAGAACGAAAUGAUAGAUAUCGUCAAGACUCUCAACGGUGCACUCGAGCUAGCCCAGACAAUCGAGAAAACAAUCGAACUGGGUACACAACCAGAGGACGGAUCUGAUGCGCCCAAUCCGAUGGGAUUCUCGAUGAUGGUCAACCAACGCUUGCUUCCACCGACUUUUCCCCGGAGCACCAAGAUCAAGGAUCGCCAUCUGAGCAUUCAGUACCUAGGGGAGUUGAUACAACGCAUUAAGCACGGAUGCAAGAUCGUAAACUGCACCAACUUUCAUGCCGCGCUGAACUUUCUGAUGGAUUUCAGCAAAAAGUACAGUCCCUGUCUGCUAUCGAGAAGCAUACCGCAGACACUCUACCUGCCAACUCACGGGAAGGUGUUUGGAGUGAAACCACUAACGGAGGUGCUGAAGGAAUCAGCGAAAGCAUUUAUCGCACCGCCCGUUCUACUCCCGGACAGUCAGUUGUACAACAAUCCUUACGCGGUGAAAUGCGUUAAUUACUUUUUCGAAAACAAUGAGCCCACGUUCAGUUCGUUGUUUGCGCUUUGUGGAUACAAUAGGGCUCGCCAGCGCGAUCGCCUCGGGUCGGUCAUGUUCAACUUCGCACGACUGCAAGAGGAAGCGGAGGGCGUCGAUGCCUAUCUUCACUCACUGUCGCUGAAGAUCGAAAGUUCGCGGCAACAUCUGGCCUGUUUCGGCACUUGGGUGUUUUAUCACUGUUUGCGCGCAAUGUCCUGCUAUUUGUUGGCCGGACUCGAGCUCGAACUGUACAGUGUGCACGAGUAUCUGUACAUCUUCUGGUAUCUGUAUCAGUACCUGUUCAGCUGGAUCGUUUCGGCGCUCACGCGUGCCGAGACCUUUCUGGCCGAGCAGGAGUACAUUGCCGACAUGAAGGCGGCCAAAUCGAACCAAAAGAAACCGAAAACGAAGAAGCGCAAGUCACGCGGCGAUGCGAAGGAGAUCGUCUUCAACCAGGCGAUGCAAACGCUCUGUGGUGGCUAUUAUAAGGCGCUGGCUGGGUUCUACAAGGAAAAUCGCAUCGUGGAACCACUGCCCAUGUUCGACAACGAGCAGGUUCGCUUCGAGCAUCGGUUCGCACCGUUUGCUUCGCUCACCACGCCACCACCGAUGCCGUACAGUGAAUUUAGGCAGCUCAAAAUGUUUAUGCUACAAUCACCGGCCCAGGAGCUGUACGCGGCGGCUGCUAAACACUUUCACGAGGCACGCACGUUGCUAGAAACGUUUCCCAAUCCGGACGAAGAGUGGAUGGAUGUGGUGAAGGUGGCAAAAAUGAACUUCGUUAUGAUGAACCUGCUGGCCAGUGGACACAGCCGAGAGUCGAAGCAGCCUCCCGAGUUUGACUUUUCCUGCCACCGGUACUUCCCGAUUAUCAAGCAACGGAAGUAGACAGAGCAUUGUAGCGCCGUGUGCCGGUUCUUUAAUUUAUUGAAACUAGAAAACAUUGUAAAUUAUAUAGUAGUAAGACGUCCUUGAAUAAAAUGAAACAUUUCUAAA
Anopheles aquasalis is the source of this 2538-nucleotide messenger RNA. It is a transcript of the gene Naa35, whose product is annotated as N-alpha-acetyltransferase 35. Gene Ontology annotation, biological process: N-terminal peptidyl-methionine acetylation. NCBI's taxonomy places the organism in Eukaryota, Metazoa, Arthropoda, Insecta, Diptera, Culicidae. Gene Ontology annotation, cellular component: NatC complex. The record is from RefSeq and is a predicted model, not a curated record.